AUGGAUGCUAGCAGUAGUGAGGGAAUGGUUACAGAGAUCUCUGAUUAUCAUUUGACUCAUGAUAAGGUAAGGAGGGUUAUUGUAGCAUCUGAAAGAGACAAUUAUGCUAGCCUUGGAUAUUAUGUUUUGAAUGUGGCUGAAGGACUAAAACCCCCAAGAAGUAAGGGUAAAUAUGAUUAUCCAGGAGCUACUACACGUGUAGAAGAACCUGUAAGUACUGAUGGUGCAGAAGUACAUGUUGGUACUGAUGAUGCAAAAGUACAAGCUAGUACUGAUGGUACAUGUAUUGAUGGUGUAGAAGUACAUGCUUGUACUGAUGGUGCGGAAAUACAUGCCAGUACUAAUGGUGCAGGUAUUGAUGCUUGGAAUGACCCUAAGAUUGAUGUUCUAGUUGAAGAUAUGAUUGCAUCUUUUAGGAUCAAUCUUCUCAGGAACAACAAUAUGAUGUCUUUAAUCCAUCAGAUGUCUAGAAAAAAUCUCCAAGAAUGA
This is a messenger RNA of Vicia faba (fava bean), 489 nucleotides long. Lineage: Eukaryota; Viridiplantae; Streptophyta; Magnoliopsida; Fabales; Fabaceae. The record is from the annotation of a GenBank genome assembly.